Molecule: messenger RNA, 995 nt
Organism: Sander lucioperca (pikeperch)
Lineage: Eukaryota; Metazoa; Chordata; Actinopteri; Perciformes; Percidae
Product: olfactory receptor 146-like
Exons: 1
Coding region: 4-945 (313 amino acids)
Biological process (GO): G protein-coupled receptor signaling pathway
Cellular component (GO): membrane
Molecular function (GO): olfactory receptor activity
Source: RefSeq, a predicted model, not a curated record
UUGAUGGAAAACUACACCUACAACAGCUACACACUCCAGCUGGAGGGGUUAAUUGUUUCAAAAGAGUCUACGUACCCUGUCUUUUUCUUGUUCUUUUUCUCCUACCUGUUCAUAAUGAUAGCAAAUGUUGGCAUUGCUGUUCUGGUUUUCAUUGACAAAAAUCUUCACCAGCCCAUGUAUCUGCUUUUUUGUAACCUGCCCUUAAAUGAUGUAUUUGGAAAUUCUAUCAUGGUGCCUCGUUUGCUUUUAGACAUGUUGCAUCCUCCCUCUGAGCGCAUCAUCAGUUAUUAUGAAUGUGUGGUCCAAGCUUUUGCCUCAAACAUGUUUGGCACCACUUCCCACACAGUGCUCAUGAUUAUGGCCUUUGACAGAUAUGUGGCCAUCUGCAAUCCCCUGCGCUAUGCUGCCAUAAUGACCAACAAAAUGGUGAUCAAGCUGACAGUUUCUGCCUGGGGAGUGGCCUUUGUGAUGAUCGGGAUUCUGCUCGGUCUGACCAUACGGCUGAACCGAUGCAGGACUCUGAUUACAAAUCCUUUCUGUGACAAUGCCUCAUUGUUUAAACUCUCCUGUGAGAAUGUGUCUAUUAAUAAUGUCUAUGGCCUUGCUUACACUGUAGUUCUGUUGACAAGUUCUAUAGGCAGCAUUGUUCUCACCUAUACUAAGAUUGCAGUAGUGUGUCUCACCAGUAAUAACAAGUCUCUGAACAGUAAAGCCUUGAAGACCUGCAGCACUCAUCUCUUUGCAUAUAUAAUUAUGUUGUUGAGUGGAAUGCUGAUCGUCCUCCUGCAUCGCUUCCCUCAGUAUUCAGACUACAGAAAACUGUCCGCUAUUUUGUUUCAUAUCGUCCCUGGAAGCCUCAACCCCAUUAUUUAUGGUUUGCAGACAAAAGAAAUACAGAAAUUCUUGUUCAAGUUCAGGUGCAACAAAGCUUUUCCAUCAUCGUAAAGAGAAUUUUCAAUGUUUAUUUGUGAAUGUAUCAACACAAAUAAUAUAAC